GUCGGUGUAUUUAUAUGGGGGAAGUGUUCGUUUCAUCCCAUUCGAAGAAAGAAAGACGUUUACAGCUUCCUCUAGUGUUUGCGCCUUCGAUUAAAAAACAAAAUGAGGGAAAUCGUGCAUCUUCAAGCCGGACAGUGCGGUAACCAGAUUGGAGCUAAGUUUUGGGAGGUUAUCAGUGAUGAACAUGGAAUUGAUCCCACUGGCUCUUACCAUGGUGACAGUGACCUGCAGUUAGACAGGAUCAAUGUCUAUUACAACGAGGCAUCAGGUGGCAAAUAUGUGCCCCGUGCUGUUUUGGUGGACUUGGAGCCUGGUACCAUGGACUCUGUGAGGUCUGGUCCCUUCGGUCAGGUCUUCAGACCAGACAAUUUUGUUUUUGGUCAGAGUGGUGCUGGAAACAACUGGGCUAAGGGCCAUUACACAGAGGGAGCUGAACUGGUGGACUCUGUCCUUGAUGUGGUACGCAAAGAGGCAGAAAGCUGUGACUGCCUGCAGGGCUUCCAGCUCACCCACUCUCUGGGUGGUGGUACCGGCUCCGGCAUGGGUACGCUGCUCAUCAGCAAGAUCCGUGAAGAGUACCCAGAUCGUAUCAUGAACACCUUUAGCGUCGUGCCUUCCCCUAAGGUGUCCGAUACCGUAGUCGAGCCUUACAAUGCAACACUGUCGGUCCACCAGCUGGUCGAAAACACAGACGAGACCUACUGCAUCGACAAUGAAGCGUUGUAUGACAUCUGCUUCCGCACCCUCAAACUCACCACGCCCUCAUACGGUGACCUCAACCAUCUCGUCUCUGCCACCAUGAGCGGCGUCACCACCUGCCUCAGGUUCCCCGGCCAGCUCAACGCAGAUCUCCGUAAACUGGCUGUAAACAUGGUGCCCUUCCCUCGUCUUCAUUUCUUCAUGCCCGGCUUUGCACCUCUCACCAGCAGGGGCAGCCAGCAGUACCGCUCCCUGACCGUACCGGAGCUCACGCAGCAGAUGUUCGACGCCAAGAACAUGAUGGCCGCCUGCGACCCACGUCACGGCCGCUACCUCACAGUCGCCGCCAUCUUCCGUGGCCGCAUGUCCAUGAAGGAGGUGGACGAGCAGAUGCUUAACGUUCAGAACAAGAACAGCAGCUACUUCGUCGAAUGGAUCCCCAACAAUGUGAAGACCGCCGUGUGCGACAUCCCACCCAGGGGACUCAAGAUGGCCGCCACCUUCAUCGGCAACAGCACGGCCAUCCAGGAGCUCUUCAAGCGCAUUUCCGAGCAGUUUACUGCUAUGUUCAGGCGCAAGGCUUUCCUCCAUUGGUACACAGGCGAAGGUAUGGAUGAGAUGGAGUUCACUGAGGCUGAGAGCAACAUGAAUGAUCUGGUGUCCGAAUACCAGCAGUACCAGGAGGCCACCGCAGAGGAGGAGGGCGAGUUUGAAGAGGAGGGUGAAGAAGAGCUGGCUUAAGUCUCUUAAUAUAUAUGUGUUUUCCAGGCUGUAUCAUUUUGCUGUCAUUCAAGAUAUAAAAAUCUUUCCAAAGCUCCAUGUUUGUUUUUUCUUUAAGUGACUUCACUUCUGUUUUGCCUCUUGUCUGUACAGAUGUCAAUAAAAGCCGUUUCUUUUGUUAAAGCA
This is a messenger RNA of Misgurnus anguillicaudatus (oriental weatherfish), 1605 nucleotides long. It is a transcript of the gene tubb2b, whose product is annotated as tubulin, beta 2b. NCBI's taxonomy places the organism in Eukaryota, Metazoa, Chordata, Actinopteri, Cypriniformes, Cobitidae. The record is from RefSeq and is a predicted model, not a curated record. Gene Ontology annotation, biological process: microtubule-based process. Gene Ontology annotation, molecular function: GTP binding; GTPase activity; structural constituent of cytoskeleton. Gene Ontology annotation, cellular component: microtubule.